AUGAAUGUUCCGCGGGGUUUUCUGGCUGUUCUGAGCCUGGUGUGCUACGCUGAGUCGAGGUGCUCACCCACCAGUUAUUACAAAAGCUGCUGGAUUCGGCGGUUCCCGGGGAUUUUCGUCGAUAUCGAGGAGUCUCAGAGGAGAGGAGCGCAGAUGCUGAGGUUUUACCAGGAGGAGAGCGCGCUGAAAUGCAGCCGCACCUGUUGCCUUACGAGAAACAUUUCCUGUAACCUGGCCGUGUUUCACUAUGAUGCCAUUCAAGAAAACGUAAACUGCAUCCACCUGAACUGUCCAACGCUGGAGAGCUGCAUUCUGCGUCAAAAAAGCAACGUAGUUCUGUACAACAUCACACAAGGGGUGGAUCCGGAUUUGUUGGUAUUUGGGAAAUACUUCACAUCCAACGUGCGUGUGUUGCCCCACCAUUACACCCGGGUCAACGCCUCCGACCCGCUGCCCUCGGACAAGCGGCAGUUCGUCCACCCCCCUCCCCCCGCGGCGGGGCCUCUGACCCCGCCGCCGUCGGUCAAACCCUCCGGUCCAGUGAGUACGGCCCACGCCACCCCGGGGCAGCGGAGUGCCUCCGCUCCCAGAACGGUUUCCUCCACCGCGUGGUCCCCGGCUAAAAAAACUCCACCGUCCUCAGGAAGGCUCACGCAAACAGCAUCCACGACCACGACCACAUCCGCCUUUACUCCGUCGCCUUUAUCUGCCGCCUCCGGCCACCACAGCUCCGAGGAUCUUCCCCCGGUUCCUACUACAACCGAACGGCCAUUCCCGUCCAUAUCCGACCCCCAUCGCACCGCCACCUCCCCUCAGGAAGUCAAAGGCCCUUUGACCGCCACCACUCAGGCCAACCUGGCGACUAACCACACCACAGGAAAUGAGGGAGACGAUGGAGGAGGAGGAGGAGGAGGAGAGGAGCCCGUAGUGGAGCUGGGCCCCGGCUGGCACGUGGCCGCUCACACCUUAAUGGUGGCCGUGGCCGUUUGCGUCACCGUGCUGCUGAGCUGCUGCUGCUCUCUGCUGCUGGUGGUGAGCUGGAGGGGUCAGAAGAAGAGGAUGGGACGCUACCGGACAUCGUGGAGAAGGAAGAGAGGCUCCAUGCGGCUGAUUAAGUAUGUGCUGGUCAGGGAGAACUCCUGA
Messenger RNA from Menidia menidia (Atlantic silverside), 1143 nucleotides. Lineage: Eukaryota; Metazoa; Chordata; Actinopteri; Atheriniformes; Atherinopsidae. The record is from the annotation of a GenBank genome assembly.